CUGAUCUAAGAAAAACAGAGAGAAAAAACAAAAAAGAGAAAAUGGUGGUGAAAGUUUACGGUCCAGCAUAUGCAUCACCAAAGAGAGUUCUGGUUUGCCUUGUGGAGAAGGAGAUUGAAUACGAGACCGUCCCGAUCAACCUCUUCAAAGGGGAGAACAAAACCCCUGAUUUCCUCCGCUUACAGCCAUUCGGAUCUCUCCCAGUCAUCCAAGAUGGAGAUCUCACUUUGUUUGAAUCAAGAGCCAUAAUGAGAUACUACUCUGAAAAGUACAAAUCACAAGGGACUAAUCUAUUAGGAAACACCAUAGAAGAAAGGGGUUUUGUUGAACAGUGGCUAGAUGUUGAGGCAAACAGUUUCAAUCCACCCAUUUACAUCCUGACUGUUCAGAUCAUGUUCAACCCCUUUAUGGGUUUGGCUGUAGAUGAUAAUUUGAUUAAGGAGAAUGAAGAGAAACUUGGGAAAGUUCUUGACAUCUAUGAUGAGAAGCUGGGGAAAUCCAAAUACUUGGCUGGAGAUUUCUUUAGUCUUGCUGAUUUAAGUCAUCUUCCUUUUACUCAAUACUUGGUGGGUCCUAUUGGAAAGGAGUAUAUGAUUAGGGAUAGGAAGAAUGUUAGUGCUUGGUGGGAUGAUAUCAGUAAUAGACCUUCUUGGAAGAAGGUCCUUCAAUCUUCACCAUCACCAUUAGUAGAUUGAUCCAAUCUUCUUAUAAUAAACACUACUAUCAACAUAUGUUAUGAAGUUUGAUCUCAUGAAUAAAUUAAGAUUAUGUAUGUUUUAAUUCUUGUUUAUGUGUCUUGGCAUAUAUAUAUAUAUAAUCUCUCUUUUUUGGGUUUUCUAUAUCAAAAUUAUAA
Messenger RNA from Impatiens glandulifera, 853 nucleotides. Its product is annotated as glutathione S-transferase F9-like. Bases 42 to 695 code for a protein of 217 amino acids. The transcript has 3 exons. The record is from RefSeq and is a predicted model, not a curated record. Gene Ontology annotation, molecular function: glutathione transferase activity; glutathione binding. Gene Ontology annotation, cellular component: cytoplasm. Lineage: Eukaryota; Viridiplantae; Streptophyta; Magnoliopsida; Ericales; Balsaminaceae.